AUGCCGAAAGCUUCAGAAGUCCUAUACUACCUGCUUCACGUCCAGGAAUUGCGCGCGAUAAUUCAAUGGAAAGUCUGGCACAACGCUGUCCAUGAGCGCAACGAGAGCAAGGAGUCGGAGACGACCAAAGAAUGCUUCAAAUAUCUGGAUCUGACCAGCCGAAGUUUCUCGGCCGUCAUUCAAGAACUUCACCCUGAAUUGCUCAUUCCUGUCACUCUUUUCUAUCUGGCCUUACGGGGUCUAGACACAAUCGAAGAUGAUACCUCGAUCCCUGCAAAGACCAAAGAACCCUUACUCCGAAAGUUCCACGAGAUUCUCACGGUUGAGGGCUGGCACUUUGAUGGAAACAGACCAGAAGAAAAGGACCGUGAACUAUUGGUCAACUUUGGAUGUGUCACGGCAGAGUUCAACAAGAUCAAGCCUGAAUAUCAGGAGAUCAUAAGGGACAUCGCUGAAAAGAUGGGAAAUGGCAUGGCAGACUAUUGUCUGAACGCCGAAUUCAAUGAGAAUGGCGUGGACAAAGUAGAAGAUUACGAUCUCUACUGCUACUAUGUCGCCGGCCUGGUUGGAGAAGGGCUGACCAGAAUGUUUGUCGAAAGCAAGUACGGCAACCCUGCCCUGCUUGAUCGAAGCAAUUUACAUCGGUCCAUGGGAUUGUUUUUGCAAAAAGUCAAUAUCAUCCGAGACGUCAGAGAAGAUUUUGAUGAUGCACGGAAGUUCUGGCCCAAAGAGAUUUGGUCCAAGCAUGUUGACAAGUUUGAGGAUCUUUUCAAGCCAGAGUACAAGCAACAGGCACUCAACUGCAACUCUGAAAUGAUCUUGAACGCUCUCGACCAUGCGGACGAAUGUUUGUUCUACCUCGCAGGCCUGCGCGAGCAGAGUGUGUUCAACUUCUGCGCAAUCCCUCAGACCAUGGCAAUUGCCACGCUAGAUCUAUGUUUCCGAAAUUACGCCAUGUUCCAGCGAAACAUCAAGAUUACCAAAGGGCAGGCGUGUGAGAUCAUGAUUCAGUCAACACAGAACCUCAAGCUGGUGACCGAGGUAUUCACCAAACACAUACGAUCGAUCCGAAAGAAGAAUCGACCAGAGGACCCCAAUUAUCUGAAGAUCAGCAUCGCAUGUGGAAAGGUGGAGCAAUUUAUCGAGUCUAUCUUCCCCUCGCAGAGUGCGGAGGCUGCGGCUGCUGCCAAUGGCGGUGCAGACGGAACGGCACCGCGUGUCGCUGUUAGGGAAAAGACGGCGGAGCAGGUGGCAUCGGAGAGAAAGGAGAUGUACAUGUUAAUGGCGGUGGUGGUCGGGUUUCUGCUGGUGGUGGCUGGCAGUAUGGUUGGUGUUGCGUGGGCGAUGGGUGCACGUUUCGAUCUUGCUCUGGUUGAAGUGAAGAAGACGUGGGAUCAAUUGUUUGCCGCUGGAAAUGCCACUAUCGAUAUCGGCGACUUGGAUUCGGAUAUCACCAAACAUGGGGAAUUGUAA
Molecule: messenger RNA, 1473 nt
Organism: Exophiala bonariae
Lineage: Eukaryota; Fungi; Ascomycota; Eurotiomycetes; Chaetothyriales; Herpotrichiellaceae
Exons: 3
Coding region: 1-1473 (490 amino acids)
Biological process (GO): ergosterol biosynthetic process; farnesyl diphosphate metabolic process
Cellular component (GO): endoplasmic reticulum membrane
Molecular function (GO): squalene synthase [NAD(P)H] activity
Source: RefSeq, a predicted model, not a curated record